UCCCUUCUAUCACUAGAAAUUUUUUUUAUAAAAAAAACAACUUUUUUUUGUUGAUGGAUGGGGAAACAGGUUUCUCUUUGGGACGACCAAGCGGCGGAGGAUACGGCGGCAACCACCGGAGGCCGGCGAGGCCGAAGGCGGAGCUGAGCUUCGGGACGGCUGAUCAUCGUUCUCUGGCGAGGAUCUCCUCGGAGGUUGAGGAGACAACCGCCAUUAACGCUGCGUCGAGCAGCUGUAUGGGCUUUGGAAUCGAUAACAAUCAUCGCUCUUGGGACACUUCUUCUUCCAACAUCAGCUUCGCCAUAGAUCAACCCGGAAAACGAUCCAAGACUACCGAUUUCUUCACCCUAGAAACUCAGUUCAGCAUGCCACAGACGUCACUGGAGAUGGGGCGAAUGGAGAGCUUAAUGAACAUCCCCGAAGAUUCGGUCCCUUGUAAGAUCCGGGCGAAACGCGGUUGCGCCACUCACCCACGCAGCAUCGCCGAAAGGGAGAGAAGAACAAGAAUAAGUGGGAAACUGAAGAAGUUGCAAGAAUUGGUUCCCAAUAUGGACAAGCAAACGAGCUACGCGGACAUGUUGGAUUUGGCUGUGGAGCAUAUCAAAGGUCUUCAACACCAAGUAGAGACACUGCGGAAGGAUACGGAGAAGUGUACUUGUGGGUGCAUGCAAUAGGAGAUGUUUUUGUCUUACUUCCAAUCUCGAAGGAACCUUAAAGACAUUAAAAAAAAAAGCCAACACUCAGUUCCAAGGGUUUUGGAGCAACCACUAAAGUCUCUGACUUGCAAUAAAAGGUCCGAAAUAUAGCUUAGAACAGAUUAUGAUUUAAACAUGCAUGCGUGUAUAUAUUAUACUCGAAACCGUUUUGAUAUUGGAGUUCAUACGAGGAAGAAUCUGAUUUUUGGAAUGUCGCGACAAAAAUCCAAACAUGGUUUAUGUAUGAAGGUUACAUAUUCAAAUAGAUAACAUGAGGUAGGGAUCUAUUCUAAUGUAAAUAGACGUUAUUUGA
Messenger RNA from Tarenaya hassleriana, 1008 nucleotides. Its product is annotated as transcription factor bHLH129-like. The transcript has 5 exons. NCBI's taxonomy places the organism in Eukaryota, Viridiplantae, Streptophyta, Magnoliopsida, Brassicales, Cleomaceae. The coding region runs from base 54 to 674 and encodes 206 amino acids. Gene Ontology annotation, molecular function: protein dimerization activity; DNA-binding transcription factor activity, RNA polymerase II-specific; RNA polymerase II cis-regulatory region sequence-specific DNA binding. Gene Ontology annotation, cellular component: nucleus. Gene Ontology annotation, biological process: regulation of transcription by RNA polymerase II. The record is from RefSeq and is a predicted model, not a curated record.